AAGAGGACAGCGCAGGUUUUAGUGAGAGGAGAGGUAGCGUUAGAGAGGGACUCACGAACUGCUGAGGCACCAAAACACGAAAGAUGUCGUUUGCUAAUGACAAACUGUACAAGGGAUACCUGGUGCGGAAUAUGUCCACCAUUGUGACCCGGGUAAAAGUGAGAGAGAUAGUGACCCGUUUGCCUUGCUUGUCUGAUCAUGACAGGGAAAACAUAGAGGCAAAAAGAGAGACAUGUGGCAACUAUGACGGCAUGGUGCUUCUUCUGGACUGUCUAAAGAGACGAGAGAACUGGCCGGAGCAAUUCAUCGCAGCACUUGAAGCCUGUGAUCAUCCAACUUUGGCAGCUGAGAUUAGAGCAGAAUACAACGCUCUGAGAGGCAUCAACAAUUCCAACCCCAGCUCCCCUCCAACGACUGUCAUCAGGGCACACGUCCAUCCAGCACCAUCUGCCAGUCAUCUGUCCAUCCCAGAGAGUGGUGGAAACAGUCAGGCUGCUGUUGCUCAGCCAACCGAAGCAUCAACUCUUCCAGAGCCAGCUACCCAGCCUUCACCCCCUCUGGAAAUUCCUGUGCAGCCACAAGCCCCCCAGAGCUCAGCAGUCCAAGUUGCUGAGGCUGUUUCCCCACCUGAGCCUGUCGCUGAGCUUCCACAGUCAACUCAGAUUGAAGUGGCACCUGCUCCAUCAACACCUCCUCCAUCCCCUGAAACCCUGCACACUCAGGCAACUAUAACCCCACCACCUCGCAGGGAGAGUAAUUCUCACCAGGAGCCAGUGGAAAACUCUGAAUCAGACAUCCAGGAUAUCUCUGCUGACAAUGGUGUGAUUCCCGAUCAGGUGAGCGCAAGAAACGGCAAGGUAUCGAUCAUCGCUGUGGCCACUCCUCAACCAUCCCGUCCCGUUGAUCAGUGUGAUAGUCCGCCCCAACCUAAUAUUCUCCCAGCAACAUCCACUACUGCGGUGGUCAGGCCACCGCAGAGUCCCCCUCCAAGUCAGAUAAUCUCAGAUGUGAGCAACGGAUCCUCUUUCCCCAUGAUGACCCCAGACAAGCCUCCAGUCCAGGACACCACCCCUCCUGUUGUCCAGCAGCCUGAAGAGACUUCUGAACCUCCUGCCACACAGGUUGUUGGAGGCAGCCCACAGGCAGAAACUCCAGCUACAACCUUCCCCCUGCCUGGUGCUGCUGGGAUGGACGCCUCUCUCUCUGAUGACAACACCAUGUGUCUUAGCAAGCCAGGCCACCUCAUCAGCAUCCAACCACAAAAUCAUGGCAGCCCUUCUGAUCCUGCACCCAGCUCGCCAGUGGGGCCCUACUCGGGUAACAGUGAGCGACUGGAAAUAAGCAGUGCUGCUGUGACCUCUACCCACGUUCCUGCAUGUUCUGCUGUCAGUUCCACCACUGUGAAUACAGUCUCUGCACUGCCAUGCCAGGAGAACGGUAUAGCUCUUAACCAUAACGAACCGGAGGAAAACCACUACGAGUCACCCUGUCAGAGUUUGGAAAUGCGGGAGGUGCGGGUGAACGUGGUGCAAGUAUCCGAGGAGAUGUCUAUCCUUAACCUAGACGGCCAAAGCUCGCCACCGCAAGCUCAAAGCAUCAAUGGUGAAGCAGCGAAGGAGAUCACCUCUGCACCCCCACCACCCACCAUUGCUGCUGAUACUGUAUCGAGUGUAAACACCCCUGCCAGUGAGAACUACCACCCCUCUGAGCCUGCUCCAGCUGAUUUUUCACCAGAGCUGAAGACGCUGCAGGAUUCAGAGGAGAAGACUUCCUCUCCCACCCUGUCAAAUAAUACAAAGUACAUUCUGACUGCUGCAGGAGUGGGCGCCUGUGCACUGCUGAUGGCGUGGAAGUUUAAGAAUUAAGGGGAUUUAAUAUCUUAAAAGGAAGGAAGAGAAGAUUAGGCUUUAAGGCGUUGGAAAGAGGAUCUUAAGGUUAUGGUGCCUUAUUGUAGUCACUGACCUGGGCUAGCAUGAGGCAACUGUUUAAUAAUUACCCAUAGUAAUAAUAGCUGACUUGCCAGACCUUUGAUCAUGUCAUUACUUACAUGCCUGUUAUGAAGCUGUGGUUUUAUCCUUUUACCAUUUAAUGAAGCUGACCCUAGUGAGUGAAAACCAAAUCUACCCUUUUUAUUCAAGUUAGAGAACUGGGUUGAGAUCUCAGGUUAUAUAUGCACUUGCUGCAAAUAUAGGGUUUGUAAUGAUAGAAAUAUUUUUAUGUUCACUUUUGUGAUAAGCACUUUCAAGAUAGGAGUCUUGGCUGAACACCAAAUUACCUGAAUUUUACUGGAUGUGGACUGUUGAUGAAAGAGUACCAGCAUCACACACAGUAAAUUUUUCUUUUCCUGUUGAUAGUGGGAAGUGGUGCUGUAAAUGAUGGCUAGUGCACUGUCUCUAUUUAUUUGUACAUAUAUGUACACUAUAUAGAUAUCAAAUUAUGUAUUUUAAGAAAUGCAGAUGAGUCAAAAACAUUCCAAAGCAGUUAUAAUGUCUCAGAUAUUCAGCAAAAACACCACAUAAUUAAAUUGCAUACUUUGCCAAUGCAUCUUUUCAUAGUCUAGACCAGUUGCUCCCAACUGUUUUCAAACCAUGGCCGUCUCUGAUCAUGAUUUUUCCUUCAUGGGACCAUCCUGUUUCUUUCUGAGCUAGAAAAUGUGUUAAAUGACAAGUAGCUGUCAUGUCAUUAGCUGCAUACUUAACUGGGUUUUGAAAUGAUGAUUUUUGAUGAUUUCUUCUGCUAUGAUGUUUGAAAACAUCAAGUUAAUGAUUACUUAUAUUUUUGAUGCAAUGAGAUAAGGCAUAAAAAUGUACAAUAACAAAUUGGACAUGAGCAAAUCAUGCUGCACUCGGAAGGAACCGACUUUGGCAACCACUGGUCUAGAAAAGCAACUGUGUGCUUCCUUGUCAUUAUUUGGUGUAACUGUUUGAGAUUGUAUUUUAUUUUUCCAUAGGUUUUCUUCCCCGUUAAAUAGAAAUAAGUUUGACUGUGUGAUGUUCUGUGAGAUGAGAUUUUACUGUAAAUAGCAUUGUCAAUACAAGAAAUGUCACGGGAAAAAAAAUAUUUUGAAGGUUUUUGCACAUUUUAAGAGGACAUUUGAGCUGCAAGGAUGCUUUGUAGAUUAACUGUAUCGUCAUUAUGGUACAUAUGUAAAUUGUAGUGUCAGUUAAAGUUUGAGUUCAAUUUUUAUGCACUUGUCUCUAGCUCUGCACUUGAAAAUCACUUAAAUAAACCUGAAAUUCUUAA
Messenger RNA from Chelmon rostratus (copperband butterflyfish), 3243 nucleotides. It is a transcript of the gene mavs, whose product is annotated as mitochondrial antiviral signaling protein. The coding region runs from base 84 to 1865 and encodes 593 amino acids. NCBI's taxonomy places the organism in Eukaryota, Metazoa, Chordata, Actinopteri, Chaetodontiformes, Chaetodontidae. The transcript is spliced from 5 exons. The record is from RefSeq and is a predicted model, not a curated record.